Neopelma chrysocephalum (saffron-crested tyrant-manakin) is the source of this 3634-nucleotide messenger RNA. Its product is annotated as SRC kinase signaling inhibitor 1-like. Lineage: Eukaryota; Metazoa; Chordata; Aves; Passeriformes; Pipridae. Gene Ontology annotation, cellular component: actin cytoskeleton; cytoplasm; postsynaptic density. Gene Ontology annotation, biological process: regulation of dendritic spine morphogenesis. The record is from RefSeq and is a predicted model, not a curated record.
CCAACUACUGGAGCUUUAAGACAAGGAGCUCCCGGCACUCCCAGGGCUCCCAGCCUGGCUUGGCCGACCAAGCCAAACUCUCCUUCGCCUCGGCCGAAUCCCUGGAAACGAUGUCGGAAGCGGAGCUGCCCCUGGGGUUCAACAGGAUGAACCGGUUCCGGCAGAGCCUGCCCCUGUCCCGGUCCACCAGCCAGACCAAGCUGCGAUCUCCAGGGGUCCUCUUCCUGCAGUUCGGGGACGAGACGAGGCGCGUGCACAUCACCCACGAGAUCAGCAGCAUGGACACCCUGCACGCCCUCAUCGUGCACAUGUUCCCCCAGAAGCUCACCAUGGGCAUGCUGAAAUCCCCCAACACCGCCAUCCUCAUCAAGGACGAGUCCCGGAACGUCUUCUACGAGCUGGAGGAUGUCCGCGACAUCCAGGACAGAAGCAUCAUUAAAAUCUACCGGAAAGAGCCGCUCUACGCCUCGUUCCCAGCCUCCCACAUCACCAACGGUGACCUGAGGAGGGAGAUGGUGUACACCUCCAGGGAAUCCUCUCCCACCCGCCGGCUCAACAACAUGUCCCCGGCCUCCCACCUGGCCUCGGGGUCUCCCCCGCCCGUGCUGCAGUCCUCGUCCCCGUCCCGCUCCCGCAUGUCCUACAGCGGGGGCCGCCCGCCCUCCUACGCCGGCAGCCCCGUGCACCACGGCGAGCGCCUGGCCAGCCUCCCGCCCGCCCCCGGCGUGUCCCCCAGCCCCAGCGCCAUCCUGGAGCGCCGCGACGUCAAACCCGACGAGGACCUGGCCGGGAAGAACGUGGUGCUGGUGAAGAACGAGGGGCUCUACGCCGACCCCUACGGGAUGGUGCACGAGGGCCGGCUCAGCAUCACCUCCACGCAGUCGCUGGCGGGCAUGGGGGACCCUUUUGGCUACCCGGGGGGGCUGUACAAGCGGGGCUCCGUGCGCUCCCUCAGCACCUACUCGGCGGCGGCGCUGCAGUCGGAGCUGGAGGACGGGCUCUACAAGCCCAACGCGCCCAUCUACGGCGACACGUACGGCCCCGGGCUGGGCUUCCGCGUGCCCCCCUCGUCCCCGCAGAAGAUGGUGGACGUGCAGCCCGGGCAGAGCCCCCACAGCCCCUACUCGGGGCCCCCCAGCCGCUCCUCGCCCGUCCGCCAGUCCUUCCGCAAGGACUCCUGCUCCUCGGUGUUCAUGGACAGCCCCGUGGGCAAGGCGCGCAACCCCAGCUCCUCCGGCCCCCCCGAGCUCUUCCCUGGCCCCGGCGAGCGCCCGCUCUCGGGGUUUGGCUCCCCAGGACCCGCCAAGGACACGGAGACGAGGGAGCGGAUGGAGGCCAUGGAGAAGCAGAUUGCCAGCCUGACAGGGCUGGUGCAGAGCGCUCUGCUCCGCGGCUCCGAGGCUGAGACCCCCAGCGAGAAGACAGAAGCCACCAACGGUGGGACCCCCCCGUCAGCGUCCACCAGCCGCAGCGGGGGCACCCCGGUGCCCGCGCCUCCGCCGCCCUCGGCCAGCAGCACCCCGGCGGGGCAGCCCACGGCCAUCACCCGCCUGCACAUGCAGCUGCACCUCCACGACCUGCAGCAGAACGCCAGCGACCUGCGCAACCAGCUGCAGCAGCUCAGGAAGCUGCAGCUGCAGAACCAGGAGACGGUGAAGACGCUGCUGCGGCGGACGGAGACGGAGAUCAGCGUGCGGGUGACGGACACCAUGCGCAAGCACGAGGACCCUCUGCAGCGCCAGCGCAGCCUCGUGGAGGAGGAGCGGCUCCGCUACCUCAACGAGGAGGAGCUCAUCACCCAGCAGCUCAAUGACCUGGAGAAGUCUGUGGAGAAGAUCCAGAAGGAUCUGGCCCACAAUCACCGGCUGAUCCCUGUGCAGGAGCUGGAGGAGAAGGCGGUGGUGCUCAAGCAGCUGGGGGAGACACUCACAGACCUGAAGGCCCAGUUCCCCAGCCUGCAGAGCAAGAUGCGGGUGGUGCUGCGGGUGGAGGUGGAAGCUGUGAAGUUCCUCAAGGAGGAGCCGAACCGGCUCGAUGGGCUCCUCAAACGCUGCAAGACAGUGACAGACACCCUCGCCCAGAUCCGCAGGCAAGUGGACGAGGGCGUGUGGACCUCCCCCAGCAACCUCAGCCAGUCCCCCAAGAAGGUGGCCCCCGAGACAGACUUCAGCAAAGGGCUGGAUUUGGAGAUGCCCACCAGCCCCCCCGUGAGCCUGGGCAUGCCCAGCUUCGGGCACAGCCCCCCCCAGACCCAGAGCCACCCCUCCAAGAGCAAUAACCCUGCCCGAGCCCCCGAGAUGGUGCCCGCCAAGACACAGACGGGGCCGGAGACCCCCAGCAAGAAGAGCGCGGACAAAGCUGUGUCUGUGGAGGCGGCCGAGCGGGACUGGGAGGAGAAACGGGCAGCGCUGACCCAGUACAGUGCCAAGGACAUCAACCGCCUCCUGGAGGAGACGCAGGCCGAGCUCAUGAAGGCCAUCCCCGACCUGGAAUUCGCUGCCAAGCACAAACAAGCCCCGGGCAGCGGCAGCGCCGCCUCCACCCCCGAGCACAAACCCUCCAAGCCGCAACACGCCCCCAAAUCGGGGGGCAAAGGGGACCCCAACGGCCGCCGGGGCUCAGACGAGCUGACGGUGCCGCGGUACCGGACCGAGAAACCCUCCAAAUCCCCCCCACCUCCCCCUCCACGCCGGAGCUUCCCCUCGUCCCACGGGCUGACCACCACCCGCAGUGGAGAGGUCAUUGUCACCAGCAAGAAGGAGCCUGGGUUUAUGAAGAAGGCCGAGUCGGAGGAGCUGGAGACGCAGAAGCCGCAGGUGAAGCUGAGGAGGACGGUGUCCGAGGUGGUCAGGCCGGCCUCCACCCCCCCCAUCAUCGCCUCGGCCAUCAAGGACGACGACGACGAGGAUCGGAUCAUCGCCGAGCUGGAGGUGUUUCAGAGAAGCUCUGCCUCCCCUUUCCUCCCCAAGCUCCACCACGAGCCGCUCGUGGCCGUCUGCCCCGGGCUGGCAGAGCUGUGGCCCAACGGAGCCUCCGUUGCAGCCCAAGGAUGGAAGGUAACGGCUCCCUGCGAGCGACCACGGGGCUGCACCUUCACCACCUGCUCUCCUGCCUCUCUUUUUAACUCACUUCUGCUUCUUCCUCUGGUUUAACAAACUAAUGGCUUCUCUCCACCCCCUGCGUGGCCGGCACUGACACGGCUCAGGACCCAGCACUGACCCACCCGACGGCCUCGUGGCUCCUGUGAGGGCCAGGUCGGGGUUGGGAGGAAGGAAGGGGCCACCCCAGCACCACCCCGGGCAUGGCACAGGGAGGGCUGGCUGCUCUCACCCUGCACUGGGUGCCCAGGGGGUGUCACUGGUGGGCGAUGCAUGGGACAGACCCCCCCGGCUGUGCAUGAUGAGGGCGGAAGGUGAAGGGCUGGGCUCUGCCUGGGCCUGGCCAUGCCUCCCUCCCAACCUUCCUGCCCUCUGUCCUGGGCUCCAGGGUGGGGAAAGCAGGAGGAAAGUGCCUGGAGGGUGGAUGGGGUGGAGUAGGGGGUGCCCAGAGCGGGGGAACAAGGGGGCAAAGGGCAGGACAGAGGGUCCUGCUGAUGCCAGAAGGCACCGAGCGAGGGGAGCUCUGCCUCACCUGC